AUGGCCCGCUCGGCGGCCAUUGGGACUCUGAUCGAUGAACUGAUCGUCGCACUAAGACAAUCAGAUAAGACUGUUCCCACGUUUUCAGCGACCAAAAAGCGCUGCGAGGCCAUCUUAAAGGAUAGCAGCACUUGGAACCGCACCGAUCCAUUUGCAGUCGAAAAGCAAUUGGACGGCCUGCAGGAAAAAUUCCGCGUCCUCAACAAAGAUGACCUGGCGGACGCGUUAGGUAGUCGUCUCUCAGAGCUAGAAGUACAACGCUCGUCAUGGACGCCAGAAUACCUGUCUCUGCUGUUGCAACUUUCUGACCGCCCUGCCGAUGUGUCAAGUGUGCCUAAAUUUGAAACAUCCAGCUACGACAACGCGUCAGUUCAACUCAAAUGGUCAGAGAUAGAUGCGAUUGGAGCCGAGUUUGCCGAUGAAGAUAUCUGGGGCGACGUUGACUACGGUGCAGCUUCUUCCGAUUCGGAGACUUCGAUUGCUUCUAGUGAUAUCUCGAUCCCGAGAAUACUACCUCAAGGAGCACAGCCAUUGCGGGACGAGUUCGUAAUACCUAAUGAACUUCUCACGUCUGGCGAGGAUGCCGACUUGGUAAAGACUAUAAAAAGCGGCCAUUUCUGGGAGUACGACUCCGCUGGUAUUCGCGAAUUCGCGCAGAGUCAUACUCGUUUCAUCACGGAGCUGCAGGCGGCUCGUGAGAUAUUGUUCAUGCUCCAGGGACUGCCUACAUCAUUAUUUUGGCAGAUCGAUAACAGUAUCGCUGUGGAUAGAAGAUACGCUCUUAACCACGCCUCCAUUGCGGCAUUUCUACAUAUGCUCCGUUCUUAUGCCGAUAUUGGCGUAGAAAUUGGGAAGUUGAGGACAUUUGUCAAGAUUCCGCAGUGUGUGGUAUUCUUACAAACAUUCACCAGGGGUGUUGAGAAGGAGUUGACGGAUUUUGAUGCGUUCUUAUCAAGAAUGCAACUGAGCUAUCUUUCGCCAGGCAAGACCGUCACGGUCAGUAUGUUACAACUGACAGAAGAGGUCCAGAAAGAAGUACGAGUACUUUUGCUGCUCGCUGAUCUCGUGGUCAAACUGGGAUCUGCGCCACCGGAGCAGUCAUUUCUUUGUCUGGAUCUGUUAUACAACCUAGUUUGCGUCAACCAAGCCUCUGGAAACAAACACGAACACAAGUCCCUCGCAAAGCUAUUUUUCUCCUGUUUUGAGGCUUAUGCACGACCAUUGCGCUUGUGGUUGAGGAGCGGAGACCUUGAGGCUUCCCAGGAUCAUUUCUUUAUCACCGACUGUCGACACGAUCAUGACAUGCAAACUCUGUGGCAUGACUGGUACCUUUUAAGAGAAACUUCUGGUCAUCUUCAUGCGCCUACAUUCAUCAAGCCGAGCGCCCGUAGGAUUCUCACCACAGGCAAGAGCAUGGUUUUCCUACGACAUCUGAACGUCGCAAUUGACGAGCUGGAGUCAUCACAUUGGCAGCCGCUGGACUUCGAUGCUGUCUGUCCAGAUGAUUCGACUUGGCAACUCUUACCCUUUUCCAGUCUCUUAGACCAGGCUAUCGGGAAUUUGAUUUCGACGAACCACAUCCUCGCUUCUAGUAUGCUGCGCGAACAACUUAACGGGCAAUGCGGAUUGUGGACAUCACUUUCUGCACUACAGUAUAUUUAUUUAUGCAAAGACGCUUCUGUGUCCACCACAAUCGACAGCAAGAUCUUUGCAUCGCUCGACAAACGCGGCGGUGUCUGGAAUGAUCGCUUUCUUCUUACCGAGUUGGUACAAAGCGCAUUUGGCGAGACUGACUAUGUGGAUACAUCUCGACUCAUAGUGCGUUCGGCUCGCAAGACGUUCCACGACUUUGAAAGUCAGAGCCGGAAAGUCAAGAUACUGAAGUCGAUUUCGAUAGAAUAUGUACUUCCAUGGCCUGUGGCUAACAUUAUCACCAAACCUGCUAUGAGCAUGUACCAACGCAUUUCUACAUUUCUAAUGCAAAUACGACGCGCGAAGUACAUUCUUGAACGACAACGACUACUGAAAAGGAAUGACGCUGACGACAAUGAUGAAGAUGAAGAUGACGGCAUGGGCUACAUCAUUCGACACAAUCUGCUUUGGUUCACCAACAUCCUCUACGGUCACAUCACCGAUAUGGUCAUAGCCACAAAUACGGAAACCAUGGAAAAGACGCUCGCAGAAUCGCCAGAUAUAGAUAGCAUGAUUUCCGUGCACGAAGCGUACAUGUCUGCGUUGGAGGAGCAGUGCCUUUUGUCGCACAAUUUAGCGCCUAUAUAUCAGGCAGUCAUCGCCCUGCUCGAUUUGUGUAUUCACUUCGCAGAUAUCCAAGCUGCGCGUCAUGGAGAGACGAAUCGAUACGAUACUUCGCACCGGUCUUCAACGGUUCUCAAAGGUCAGCACUCCAAACGACGACGUCGCCGCAAACGAACGGAAGAUAGCUCUGACUCCGAGGAUGAUGACGAUGACGAUAAUGAUGAACAUGAACAAGACGGUGAAGAUAAUGAGUACUACGACGAAGGCAUGACUAGUAUAUCUUUCAUCGAAUCGUCGUAUUCCCACAGACUGGGACACGUCAUGAGACAGUUCCAUCGAUCACUGGCCUUUGUGAUUGCGGGAUUGAGGGGCGUGGGGAGGGUGGAUGGACAGCAGAGUUGGGAUAUACUCGCUGAUCGGUUGUCGUGGAAUGCGCAAUCGAAGAAGUGA
Molecule: messenger RNA, 2706 nt
Organism: Talaromyces amestolkiae
Lineage: Eukaryota; Fungi; Ascomycota; Eurotiomycetes; Eurotiales; Trichocomaceae
Exons: 2
Coding region: 1-2706 (901 amino acids)
Biological process (GO): spindle assembly; meiotic cell cycle; microtubule nucleation
Cellular component (GO): gamma-tubulin complex; equatorial microtubule organizing center; spindle pole
Molecular function (GO): gamma-tubulin binding; microtubule minus-end binding
Source: RefSeq, a predicted model, not a curated record